Nicotiana tabacum (common tobacco) is the source of this 1836-nucleotide messenger RNA. NCBI's taxonomy places the organism in Eukaryota, Viridiplantae, Streptophyta, Magnoliopsida, Solanales, Solanaceae. The record is from RefSeq and is a predicted model, not a curated record.
AUGGCUUCUCUUCCCCUUCUCACCACCAAUGCCAUCUCUUCAUCAGCUUCUUCUUUAACCACCACACCUCUUUCCAAUUUGCAUUCUUCUCCUUUCUUUACAAAGACAUCAAAAGUUUCCACUAUAGAUAAGUGCAGUAACUAUCGUUUCCAAGUUUCAUGCAAGGGUACAGAAGAUGACCAAACCAUCAACANAUGUGCAGCACCAGUCAACUGUUGUCCUCCGACAACGGCGAACAUCAUCGACUUCCAACUUCCACCACCGUCAACCACCCUCCGUACACGGCCAGCAGCUCAUUCCGCCGAUAGUGCCUAUAUAGAGAAAUUCAACAGAGCUAUUCAGCUCAUGAAACAACUUCCAGAUAACGAUCCACGUAGCUUCAAGCAACAAGCAAAUGUUCAUUGUGCUUACUGUGAUGGAGCUUAUGAACAACUAGGUUUCCCAAGUUCUGAACUCCAAGUUCAUUCCUCUUGGCUUUUCUUCCCUUUCCAUCGUUGUUAUCUCUACUUCUUCGAAAAAAUCUUGGGAAGUUUAAUAAAUGACCCUACUUUCGCUAUCCCAUUUUGGAACUGGGAUCAUCCUGAUGGCAUGAGACUUCCGGCCAUGUAUGCGAACCGUAGUUCUUCUCUCUUCGAUCCUCUCCGUGAUCAGAAGCAUCAGCCUCCGGUCAUUGUUGAUCUCGACUUCAAUGGAGCGGAUCCUAACAUAAGUAACGCUCAACAAACUUCCCAGAAUCUGACAAUCAUGUAUAGGCAAAUGGUCUCUCUAGGAAGUACUCCGGCAGCUUUCCUCGGAGACCCUUACCGUGCCGGUGGCGAACCGGGUGGUGCUGGGUCCCUCGAGAACAUUCCACAUGGAACGGUCCAUGUUUGGACCGGUGAUAGAACCCAACCUAAUUUUGAAAAUAUGGGAGUUUUUUAUGCAGCUGGUAGAGACCCUAUUUUCUAUGCUCAUCAUUCUAAUAUUGAUAGAUUGUGGAGUGUUUGGAAAACCCUAGGUGGAAGACGUCAAGAUUUUACUGACCCUGAUUUCUUAAAUUCUUCGUUUUUGUUUUACGAUGAGAAAGCACAAAUGGUACGUAUUAGGGUACGUGACUGUUUGGAUACAACAAGACUUGGAUACGUUUAUCAAGGUGUAGUUAAUCCGUGGAUAAAUUCUCGUCCAAGGGCUAGGGUUUCAAGUGCUUUGAGUAGCGUAAGGAGGCUUGCUGAAGCAAAAGAUUAUUUCCCAACAAAACUUGACCAUGUGAUAAGAGUAAUGGUGAAAAGGCCAAAUAAUAAAAAGAGAAACAAGGAGGAGAAAGAUGCAAAAGAGGAGUUUUUAGUGGUUGAAGGGAUAGAGCUGGAAACUGAUGUUUUUGUCAAGUUUGAUGUGUUGAUUAAUGAUGAAGAUGAGACUGUAAUUUCGCCGAAUAAUGCUGAGUUUGCAGGUAGUUUUGUGAACGUGCCACAUCAUAGUCAUGGUAAGAGUGACGAGAAACGUAAGACUAAGUUGAAGUUGGCUAUAACUGAGCUGCUGGAAGAUUUAGAUGCUGAGGAUGAUGAUCAUGUGGUGGUGACUUUUGUUCCAAAGAAUGGUUCUGGUGCUGUGAAAAUUGGAGGUGUCAAGAUUGUGCUUGAGGAUUGAUUGCUAACCGGGUGCAGUAAGUUCCCGCUAUGUGCGAGGUCCGAGGAGGUAUUUCACAAAUUAAAGGUCUAUUAUAGGGAACAUUAUCAUGCAUUUCAGCAUUCCCCCUAUGCUUGUGGAUUGAUUAUGACUAGAAAAAUAAAAGAGUUUUAAAUAGUUUCCUCAAUGAAUUAAGCAUUUUAAGUUUCUUCAUAUUGUAAGUGUGUUUGA